AUUGUCUAGAGCUGUGAGGAAUGUGCCGGUCUGAUCCGAGAGAGAGAGAGAGAGAGAGAGAGAGAGAGAGAGAGAGAGAGAGCGCGCGCGCGAGACACACACAGGCAGACAGAGAGGGACACACCAGCGUGCUGGAGCUGUUCGCCGCAGAGCUACCUCACUUUCAUCCAGCUUUUUUUUCAUGGGAAUUAUCAUCGUCCACGUGUCGAGUUCAUGAUGGAGAGAUUGGCACUGAUGGAGAUCAAUCUGUCACUUUGUUUGCUCGUCUGAAAGAAUGCAUCCUUCCAUAGUAAUAAUUUCCCCAGCACACUUGCGAGAAUCAAGCAGCAGGGAAGUUGGACUAACCAGAAUAUCAAGUAGCAGUGAGGUUAAGGUGUGAACUCCCCAGAGUUUGAGGACAAUUUCCCAUCCUUCCUCUGUAGGCGUUCAAGACCAAAUAUAACACGACUACACAAAUGUGCACCCUUCCACAAAGGCAGCAUAUAAAUCUUACAGUAGCUUAGUAUCGGAUAUCAGUAUGACUGAGUUCAAAGACACAACCAGCCGCCAUCUCAGGCACAAACUUCAAAGUCUGGGCCGGCGCCUGGAUGAGCUUGAGGAGGCUACAAGUAAGCUCCAAAAGGCUGAGGAUGAGCUUCUGGACCUCCAAGACAAAAUCAUCCAAGCCGAGGGAAGUAAUUCCUCCUUGCUUGUUGAUGUUGAAGCACUUCGAAAAAGAGUUCUUAAAAUUGAGGGGAAGGAUGAGGAGGUGAGAAAAGCAGAAGACCUUUGCCGAUUGAUAAAGGAGAAGCUAGAAGAAGAAGAGAAUCUAACUAAGGAGCUUAAAGCAGAGAUUGAGCGUCUUCAGCUCAGAAUGACCGAACUGGAGAAGCUAGAGGAUGCAUUUGGGAAGAGCAAAUCAGACUGCACACAGCUUUGUCUGAGCCUUAAUGAGGAAAAGAAUCUUACUAAGAAACUCUCAGCUGAGCUAGAGGCCCUGAAGGCCAGAGUAAAGGAAGUGGAUUCCUCUGAGGCAUCUCUGAACCGGGCAGAGCAGGCCCUCACCACAGAGAUGGAGAAACUAAAAAGCCUCACGCAGACGUUUGUUCUGGAGCGCAAAAAGCUCCUGGAAAAACAGAGAGAAGAUGAGAAAAUCAUUCUCAAAUUAACUGAAAAGCUUGAACACCAGAAGAGCAAGGUAGGUUCACUAGACCAUAGCUUUAAUGAAGCCCACGACCUUAUUAUUGAGGAUGACAUCUCGGCAGGUCUUGGUAGCAAACUGGCAAGAAAGAAGAAACUCUCGCAUGAUGGCUUGAGAAACAAAUCGGAAAAUGAGAAAAACAGCCUAGAAGAGCAGGAGGACAACAAGAUCAAAGACCUUACACAAGAAGUAGAGAAUCUAAAGUGCCGUCUGAAGCAGCUGGAGAUGGUAGAAGAGGACCUGAAAAACACAGAGUCAAAGCAUGCUGAGCUAGAAGACAAGUUUCUGCAAGAGAGGAGCCACAACCAAGUGCUGAGUGACCAACUCGAGCAGCUGAAGAUUCAGCUUUUUAACAGUAGUAGUAAUGGAAACCUGGUUGUUUCCAGUACAACAAAUGUCCUUGAAAAUGGCAAAGCUGAAACUGAGGAGAUAAACAUGCGGGGAGGCUUCAGGCAGGAGAAGAAGGGUAAGAUUUUGCCUGCCACUGAGGCAGUUAACCCAAAGUAUAAAAAAAGAGACAAUUCACCGCAGCAACUGAAACUUAAGAGUAAAGAGCUCAGCCAGUCAACAGAGAAAUCCCCAGCAAGGAGAACCCUAAGUCCUGCCCAUAGGCCUAAGAAAACUGGGUUGAAAACUGGGUCUUCAAAUACUGCUGACAGUGGGCUAAAAGAUGGCAUUGAGGAGAAACUUGGAAGUGCCUUUCAGGCCACAUCCAUUGCAUCAAGUGAUAAAAAAGUUUCUGUACUUAGCCGUUACCCUCCUGCUGCCAGUGACCAAAAGCCUGGGAAGGUAUCGGUUAAGCCAGGUAACACUGAAAGCAAGAAAGCAAGUAGAGUUUUGCCUCCACCAGAAAAAGACAGAUUAACUGAACCAGAGUCUUCAGGUCCUCCACAGGAGGUAACUACAGUGUUGAGUCUUUCCCAGGCCAAUGGGUCUUACACUGCGUACAAAUCCCAUGUAAGGUCAUCUGGUUUAAUUGAUCAUGGAUCUGAAGGACACUCGUCAGCCUCUGAAACCGAAUCCGUUGGAUCAAAGCGCUCAGUGGGUGAGCAAGACACUGCUCCUGUAAUAUCCGUUUUAAGUGGCAGAACGACAGAUUCUAAGUAUCCAAGGUAUGCACGAUUGCAUGAUUCUCACUCGGGUGGAUCUUCAACAAGGAGCUCUUAUGAUGAGGAACAGCACAAGGCCCUAAUGAUGGAAGGUGGCUCUCAGGAACCUUUUCAAACAUCCACAGGAAUUGAAAUCCAACGUGUGUGCAGCCCACGUGAGGCUCUAUGCUCUAAGGUACUCAUCAAGCCAGCCAUCAUAGAGUAUGACAGGAAGGAAAUUAUGUCAGGAGGGAGUAUAGAAUCAACACAUACCAAUGAAAAACCGAAAAUAGCCACCAAGCCUAACAAGAUGACCAGCAGCAUUACUUUCUAUCCCAAUGACCCCAGCUCUUCUAGAACCAGCAGUCGAAGCAGCAGUGUUUCAAGUGAACCUCCAUCCAAGGAGCGACACACUUCCACCAGCAACAUUGUCAUUGGGCCAAACACUGAGCUCAGAGGCAGCAUCACCAUUCCCUAUGAAAUAUCCAUUCCCAAAAGCGAGAUCACGCUAAGGCCUGGUGAUGGUGAUAAUGACAACUCUGAUCUUCCCAAUGUCCUAGAGACAGCUCGUAUAGAAACGACCAUUCUGUCCCGAAGCAGUUUGAACUUUCAGUCCCCGGAAAUAGGCUCUGAGCUGAACAGCGAGUCUGGCUUUGAGAGCAGUGGAAGUAUUACGACUACUACGGUCACUAGCCGGCGAAGCCACAACAAUGACCACAGCUCAUCCCAGGAUGAUAAUGUGCCAGAGAUGAGGAAUGUGACUGUUAGAAGUGCAUGGAGGAAUCGAGGGGCAGUGUCUGUGGACCAACUUGGUCAGGGACCAAGGCAUGAUGGUUUGGAGGAUGAAAUGGAACCCGCCACAACAUGGAGAGCAUACAGAGCUACCACUGUCCUGGACACGGAGGAGAAUUUAACAUCUCCCAAUGUCACCACACGAACUGGAAAGCCAAGCCCAGCAGAGAGGUACAUGCGGAGGAUCAGUAGUGGAAAUAUUGGUAGAGAUUCUCUGGAGUCCUCACGCAGGAACAAGAGCAUGUCCCCAAUUGAUAGCAGUCUUCAAAGGAUCAUCUCUCACGAGCCUGUCUGUGCCCAGCAACUGCAACCAAGAAUGCGAAAAGAACCUCCUCUCCUCUCCAGUGACUUCUCUAGUCCUACUCUGUAGAAUGAGACCGUGGGACAGUGAACAAACAACGCAUGCAUCGAAUCCGCCAAAAUAAACACCCAAAUAUUAAGUAGCUGAUGAUAGCUGUGCUUGGUUGUUUACAUGAGUUUGUUUUUGUUAUAUGGUCCUGCUCUAAUGUCCCCUGUGCAAAACCAUGCACAACUUUAGUUGUGCAUUUCUGUAGGUCUUAAUACUUUACCCUUUUUAAUAUAACGGGGAAAAUGUGUUUGAGGAAGGGUUGGGGCCACACUAAAGAAUCUGAAGAAUUCGAAUAAGAUCUCACCUAUUGGCCAUUUAAUGAUCCAGUGUAUAUGUGUAGAUUAUAAUUGCAAAUAAAGCUUAUAGAAAUGUGAUUGUGUGAUUUCGGUGGAUGACUACCGAGUUUCAUUCGGCUCGUUACUUGAUACAACUGUAUUAGAAUUGGUCGUCAGUAUGCCAUUGUGUGUUUGCUAUUUAGGUUUACUACUUAGUGAGCAUUAUACAUUCAUUAUUAUAAAUAAUUUUUUUUUUAAAAUAGUGUCAUAUAAGCAUUUAGAAUAUCUCUGUUUUCCCCUACUUUGAAACAAGUUUCAUAUUUGGUACUUGCAGAAGGCAGAAACAGUGCUGCCAAAUUUGGAAUGUUCUGGCACUGUGACGAGCACACGCAAAACAGGAAAAAAAGACAGUUUUAAAAAAUUUCAGGGGGAGUGAAAAAUUUUAGAAAAAAAUCCCAAGAGGAACUACAGAUCCAGCUUUGUGCUCCUGUCGAAGCUUAAGCAGAAAAUACAGCCUGCCAAACUGCUAUGCUUCUUCAGAUACAGGGUAAUUGUAGACCAACAGUGUUCAGUUUAAACUAAAUGGAGCCAGACAUUUGUGUUCUUCAUCAAGCAUAAAAAAUUUGAGGGUUUUUUCCCCCCUUCUUUGUAUGGCAAGCUUUCACUUGUAAAAAGUUGAAUGUUAAACUGUACUAAGAGCUAAGGUUAGCACGUUUGCUUCGCACUUCCGGGGUUGGGGGUUCGAGUCUCGUCUCCACCCUGAGUGCAUGGAGUUUGUAUCUUCUCUCCAUGCUUCAGGGAUUUCCUCCCCCAGUACAAAAACAUGUAGGCUGAUUGGCGUUUCCAAAUUGUCUGACGUGUGUGAAUGUACCCUACGAUGGGUUGGCACUUCGUCCAGGGUGUCCGCCUUGUGCCCCGCGUACCCUGGGAUGGGCUCCAGGCUCAACGCAGUACAGAAAAUGGAUGUAAGGAUGGAUGGAUUGAGAUGCAACUGACUGUAUUAUGUGACAUGCAGCAGUGUAUGAAAUUUUAUUCAGUUCGGUUUUAUUUCUAAAGCACUUUAGACAAUAUACAUUUUUACAAAGCAACUUUACAGAAAUCUGGAAUUAGAUUUGUAUUAGGUUCCUAAUGAGCAAACCAGAGGGUGACCGCAUCAAAAUAUAACUCCCUGAGAUGACACGCAGAAGAAACAUUGAGAGGAAACGGACUCAUCUUCUGGGAGACACUGUAUUGAGGGAUGCAUCGAUACUAUUUUUUCCAGACAGAGUACUCUUUUAAACUGCUACUGAAAUGAGUAACCUACUCAGUAUUUAGCAAUUAGAAGCUUAAUACUGUUUAUAGUUUGCUUUGAUUGGCAUCAUUGUUCUUUUAUGUCAUGUAUAUAGUAUCAUGACAACGUAUGGUAUUGUGGUAUCAGAUCUUUAUUAUUAUUAUUAUUAUUAUUAUUAUUAUUAUUAUUAUGAUUAUUAUUAUUAACUGAUACCAGUAUUGAUACAUUUAUAUCCUACACUGGAUAGUGAGAUAAAUCAAUACAGUAUACAGUUCUAUAAAAGUUAAGACAAUACGAAGUGUGUUGAAAAGAUGUUCAAUAUGAGGAUAUUGAAUUAGAGUCCUGGGAUGAGCAAUCUUUACAUUUCUACCCAAGACAGGGUUUCUGCAUGUCCUUAAAAAGUCUAAAAUCCAAUAAUCCAAAUUUUAGGCUUUAAAAUGUCUUUCAUAUGAUUUUGACAGGUCUUAAAAAUUGUGGGAUUAUGAAGUAAUCCAAUAAUAAUGAUUUAAAAUUGUUUCUGUUAACAUUACAUCUGAUCUAAUAUGGGUAAAUCCAAGUUCAACGAGAUCUGGCUCGAGAACAGUGCAUUUAGUGCUUGUUUGAAGCCUGUUUGAAAAUAACAAAUUUGAAGCCCUCUGCUCAUUGUUUGGAUCUAGGUUGUGAAAUGGGUCUUAAAUUGCAUCCAUAAUAGUCUUAAAAAGGCCUUUAAAUUUAACUUGUUGAAACCUGCAGAAGCCCUGCAAGAGCAACUGUAUUGUAAUGUAUUGAAGAAAGCAUGAAACUUGGGUUGUCUCUAUCGUAUACAUGUGAGAUUAUUCAGAAGCCUCCAGAUCAAGAAGCAGGAGAAACCAAGCAGGCUGUGUAUGGCUGCUGUGUGUGUCAGUCACCACUAUUACACCAAUACGGGUGCUGUAUUUGAGUACAUGGUUUUCUUCCUGCUGAGCUCAAAUCAGUUUCAGCACUCAGGAAUCUGAUUUACUUUCAGUACCGUUUCCCCGUAUGUAAGAGAUUGGGUUGUCUGGAAAAGUAAUUUCCGCUCCUUUUGGAACAAAGACUAGACUUGUAGAAUGCCAAUGGCAUCUGUUUUAAAAGCCAUAAUGAUGAAGGAAGUAGUGGUAGUGAUGGAUUGUGGUGUGCAUGGUGUGGCAGUCGAAAACAAAUGUGCACCCAGCUCAUUAUGCCAUUGUUUGUUUAUUUGAGGACAUGACGUAUUUUUGUUCAAAUAGGCAUUCUCUCAAAUAAGUAUCUGCUAUGUAACUUUUUUUUUUAAAAAUAAUAAAAAAAAUAAAAAAUCAUUUGAGUACAUGCUGUUAUUUCUGUCAUUGUGGUUGGCUUUUAAUAUUAGUUUACGUUGUAAGGGUGAACGCAGCAAAAGGUUCUUGAGCUUCACAAAAUGGGGCGUGUCUAUAAAAAAAAAAAAAAAAUAGCACAAGCAUUGAAAAUGCCAAUUUCCACCAUCAGGGCAAUAAUGAAGAAGUUCCAGUCGACUGGAAAUGUUAUGAAUCGACCUGGAAUUGGACGUCUGUCUAUAUCGUCUCAACACACUGUGAAGAGGACGGUUCGAGUGGACAAAAAAUCUCCAAGGAUCACAGCUGGAGAACUGCAGAAGUUAGUUGUGUCUUGGGGUCAGAAAGUCUCCAAAACUACAAUCUGAAGUCACCGACAUCACCACAAGCUGUUUGGAAGAGUUUCAGGAAAAAAGCCUCUACUCUCAUCCAAAAACAAACUCGAGCGUCUUCAGUGUGCCGACACUACUGGACCUUCAAAUGGGAUCGGGUUCUAUGGUCAGAUGAAUUCAAAAUAGAGCUUUUUGGUAAUGAACACCAGAGGUGGUUUUGGAGCACACAGAUAGGUAGCCAUAUGGAGAAGUACCUCAUGUCCACGGUUAAAUAUGGAGGAGGAUCUUUAAUGUUUUGGGCUGUUUUUCUGCCAGAGGACCUGGACAUUUUGUUAGGAUACAUGGCAUCAUGGAUUCUAUCGAAUAUCAACAGAUAUUAAAUGAAAACCUGACUGCCUCUGCCUGAAAUCUUCAAAUGGGCCGUGGUCGGAUCUUCCAGCAGGACGAUGAUCCAAAACAUCAUCAAAAUCACCACAGAAAUGGUUUACUGACCACAAAAUCAAGAUCCUGCCAUGACCAUCCCAGUCCCCUGACUUGAACCCCAUAGAACACCUGUGGGGUGAACUGAAGAGGAGAGUCCACCAGCAUGGACCUGAAAUGUGAAGGAUCUGGAGAGGUUCUGUAUGGAGAUCCAUUGCCAUGUAUUCUCUAACCUCAUCAGGCAUUAUAUCUUGGCAAAGGGAGGUAGCACAAAGUAUUGAAUAAAAGGGUGCCAAUAAUUGUUGCACACCUAUAUAUAACAAAGGGUUGUUUUUUAAUAAACCUGUUUGCAAUUGUUUGAUAUUCAGAGUAAUUUUGUGAAUUUUGUUUAACAAAAUAUCAAAAGGUUAAACAAUAGAGACAAUUUUUCACAGCCUUCUUUGGUCAUAUUUAACAAGGGUGCCAAUAUUACUGGAGGAUGCUGUAGUUGUGACCAUUUUCUCCCUGUGUAAGUUCAGUUGCCAUUCAGCAGUAAAUGACACUGUGACAUGUUGACGAGCAAUAUUUGAAUGAAGAUUUUAAUUAACAUUAACAUUAUUUAACAUGAUGUGGUGAACUAACAACUCCUAAUUAUUGACUCUGGACCAUAUGGCUUGUGAUGUACGUUGUUCGACAAGUUUUUACAUUUUAACCAAAACACAUUGUUUAAUGUAAGGUUUGGCUCAUUUUAAUUCAUAUUGGGACAUAUUGGGUAUUUAUGGUUUCAUUUUUUAUUUUUCUUUAUUCUAAAAUUCUUGAAGUCAUUUUACCUUUCUUUGUAAUAUAAAUUCUGUACUUUAUUUAUUUUAUUUUCACUUCAUCUUUUCUUUGUAUUCUAUUACAUUACUUUUGUUAUUACAUUACUUUGUAUGAUUCAUUUAAUUUUAAUUGCUUGAUUGUACAACAGUGAGCUUAUCACAUGUAUGAAAAGUGCUCUAAAAAUAAAGUAUCAUUUAGUAGUAGUAGUAGUAGUAGUAGUAGUAGUGUGAAAAGACGAGUGAUAACAGUAUGAGUAACAGCAUGCACAUGAACACAGUACGCUGUGAAUAAGACCGUAUUAUAAUCAGAGAAUGAUUUUAUUGCAUCAAAAUCGGGAACCAAAUGCUUCCUUCCCUGAUGCCAGGUCUCGGCAAAACUCCCACCAUAACUACAUAUCAAAAACCACACAAAAUGACUUGAAACUAGCUAAAAAGAUUGGGUAUUGUGUGUGAGAGGGAGAGAGAUAUCCUUGUCUUUUUGUUUGCUUGGAAAUUAAUUUCACAGUGGUGUGCACACAUUUCUGAACCAUCACUCCAUAUAGCCCGUGCAGAUCUUACGCUAUGCACAGGACAGUGUCUCUCUGCUGGGGUCUCCAAAAUAAAAUAACCGAUUUAUGAUCAAACCCAAAACUAAAGUAACUCUGAUAAAAUAUUCAAUGGCUAUUGUUGUCAACUAUAAGCAACAGUUCCCUGAUUUGGGAAAAAACUUAAUAAUGCCCAUUAGAUAAAAAAUGUAGAAAGAUUGCCAGAAAGUUCCACAUGUAUCUGCUUUUGUUUUGCAAACUGUUAUUUGUGAUUAACCCAGCAGCCCUGAUAUUUUUUUUUAUUAUUUAUUUAUUUAUUUUAUCCCCCCUCCCUCCUAGUUGUCCACAAACAAACAAAAAAAAACCCUUCUGGUCUAGAGCACAUCUACUUGCAGUUUAAAUCCGAAUAUGAGACGAUAUGAAUAAAUAAAUGCAGAUACCGAUAAUAGAGAAGCCUAACAAAGUUAACACUCAGUUCAGAGGGACGCCAAAUGGAUUGUACCCAAACAGCACGUCGUCUUUCAGAGCCAGCUUCAGUCAUUUCCUGCUCCCAGACCUUCCUGUGUCGGACAGGAAGUUGCCUGGUUGCGCCAGCCCAUUUGGCAGCCACUGCAUCAUAACUGGUUUCCUGUUCCCCAUCUCCCCCUCCCAUUUUCCCAUCGCAUUGGUCUCAGGGCCUAUUAUGUGUGAUAAUUGUAGAUCUGCACCAGACCAAGAGCCACUAGAGAGCCUGGCACACACUGGUUCGAGGGUAAAUCAUUGGGUUGGCUGUGGAUCUUGAGCUAACCCUAACCCCAGUUUAUUAUUUAUAUAGUUAUUCAGUUUAAAGCAUUUUCCAGUGGGUUGUUUAAUUACGUGCAGUUUGAACAAACCAGAAGUAAAUGGACUAAUAGGUGUGAAAGCAUCUUUAAAGUACUCAAUCCAUGCUUCUCAUUGGGUUUAGGAACAUGGUCAAGUAUGGACUUGUUUUCGGCUUAAGUCCAGAUGAUAAUACCAUUUAACCUACCAAUUCUUGUUCGUCCCAUGUCAGUAUUUCUAACUGAUUCAUUUUAGUGUUGAACAUAAUUGCGCAAAUGCAUUAUGUUUGGUUUUAAUGGUUCUGAAUUUAACAUAUCUGCUGUUGGCUGGUU
Ictalurus punctatus (channel catfish) is the source of this 9443-nucleotide messenger RNA. It is a transcript of the gene luzp1, whose product is annotated as leucine zipper protein 1. The record is from RefSeq and is a predicted model, not a curated record. The coding region runs from base 518 to 3430 and encodes 970 amino acids. NCBI's taxonomy places the organism in Eukaryota, Metazoa, Chordata, Actinopteri, Siluriformes, Ictaluridae. The transcript is spliced from 4 exons.